AUGGCUCUCAAGCGCAUUAACAAGGAGUUGAUCGAUCUCGGUCGCGACCCGCCCUCCUCUUGCAGCGCGGGCCCGACGGGCGACAACAUGUUCCAGUGGCAGGCGACGAUCAUGGGACCGGGCGACUCACCUUACGCUGGCGGCGUCUUCUUCCUCUCGAUCACCUUCCCGACCGACUACCCCUUCAAGCCUCCCAAGGUCAGCUUCACGACCAAGAUCUACCACCCGAACAUCAACGCGAACGGGUCGAUCUGCCUCGACAUCCUGAGGGACCAGUGGAGCCCAGCAUUGACGAUCUCGAAAGUCUUGCUUUCGAUCUGCUCAAUGCUGACGGACCCGAAUCCCGAUGACCCGCUCGUUCCCGAUAUCGCGCACCUCUACAAGACGGAUCGCGCCAGGUACGAGGCGACAGCCCGGGAGUGGACACGGAAGUAUGCCAUGUAA
This is a messenger RNA of Epithele typhae, 444 nucleotides long. Its product is annotated as ubiquitin-conjugating enzyme E2. Gene Ontology annotation, cellular component: nucleus. Bases 1 to 444 code for a protein of 147 amino acids. Lineage: Eukaryota; Fungi; Basidiomycota; Agaricomycetes; Polyporales; Epitheliaceae. Gene Ontology annotation, biological process: ubiquitin-dependent protein catabolic process; protein polyubiquitination. The record is from RefSeq and is a predicted model, not a curated record. Gene Ontology annotation, molecular function: ubiquitin conjugating enzyme activity. The transcript has 5 exons.